AUGGAGAAAUAUCUUGAAAGACAUAAAUCAGAUAGUAACGAAAUACUGGAGGGGGCAUAUCUGAACUUGAAUCAAGUACCGGAAGACGUUAAGAACGUUUGGUGUGAAUAUUUCUCGGAAAAUUUUAAUCAGUUCCACGAAACACAAAUUUCCGUAGAACGAGAAGAAAGAAAAAUCGAAACGAAAUUGUGGAUAAAGGCGGUUGGGUCCAUCAUGAGCGGACGUGUGUUUAGAUACAGCUACAUGGGCCGAAAACAUGUGUUUAAAGAUAUCCAUUCCAGCACCAAGCUCUGUUCGAAGCUGAACAUUCUCAAGGAAAUAAGUCAUCUCCGUUUAUUCUUUCUGUUUUGCAUUUUUUAUCUAGAUAUUUGUCUUGCUAUUACAUUUGAUGUGAGACAAUAUGGUGCGGUUGGAAAUGGAAAUACCGAUGAUUCUAAGGCAUUUUUACAAGCAUGGAAAGCAACUUGUGCAUGUACAAGUGACACUGCUGUUAUGGUGGUGCCGGCUGAAAAGAAUUUCUUUAUUAGAUCUUUGUUUUUUAGUGGCCCUUGCAUAUCUCAAUCACCUCAAAUUCAGAUCGACGGAACUCUAAUAGCGCCAGACAAUAUAAAUAAAUGGGCGGGAUGUGCAUCGAACACAUGGAUAAUGUUCUCGCAAAUUAAUGGUCUUAAUGCUUAUGGAAAAGGAAAACUUAAUGGAAAUGGUCUACCGUGGUGGCAAGGCGGUAAUCUCAGAUACCUCCACAAUAACAAUUUUGAACAUUCAUUUCAAUACAAACAUCCAAGAAUGGGAAGUUGUUCUCGACCAACGGCAAUGAGGUUUAGUCAGUGCAACAAUCUUGAAGUUCAAGGAUUGACUCAUAUUAACCCUCCGAGAAAUCAUAUAAGCAUAAAUGAUUGCAACAACGUCAAAAUAUCUGAAAUAAAAAUAAUCGCUCCAGAGCAUAGUCCUAACACCGAUGGAAUCGACAUAUCUUCUUCAACUAACAUCCAUAUCAUGAACUCUAUCAUCAGAACCGGAGAUGAUUGUGUUGCCAUUAAUAAUAAGUGUUCAAAUAUUAUCAUAGAAGGAGUUCAAUGUGGACCAGGCCAUGGUUUAAGUGUUGGAAGUCUUGGAAAGGGUGGAGAUUAUGCCCAAGUGGAAGGAAUACUUGUAAAGAAUUGCACUUUAACUAGGACAACCAAUGGAGCUAGGAUAAAAACAUGGCCGGGAGGGAAUGGAUAUGCUAGAAAUAUAACAUUUGAGAAUAUUUUGCUUCACAAUACAAAGAAUCCUAUCAUUAUUGAUCAACAUUAUUGCAAUACCACCCAUUGUGCUGAACAGGUUAAUUGUUAA
Molecule: messenger RNA, 1335 nt
Organism: Impatiens glandulifera
Lineage: Eukaryota; Viridiplantae; Streptophyta; Magnoliopsida; Ericales; Balsaminaceae
Product: probable polygalacturonase At3g15720
Exons: 10
Coding region: 1-1335 (444 amino acids)
Biological process (GO): carbohydrate metabolic process
Molecular function (GO): polygalacturonase activity
Source: RefSeq, a predicted model, not a curated record